Molecule: messenger RNA, 1430 nt
Organism: Ipomoea nil (Japanese morning glory)
Lineage: Eukaryota; Viridiplantae; Streptophyta; Magnoliopsida; Solanales; Convolvulaceae
Product: probable E3 ubiquitin-protein ligase RNF217
Exons: 2
Coding region: 129-1259 (376 amino acids)
Biological process (GO): ubiquitin-dependent protein catabolic process; positive regulation of proteasomal ubiquitin-dependent protein catabolic process; protein polyubiquitination
Cellular component (GO): ubiquitin ligase complex; cytoplasm
Molecular function (GO): ubiquitin conjugating enzyme binding; ubiquitin protein ligase activity; zinc ion binding
Source: RefSeq, a predicted model, not a curated record
AUAGUGCGGACGUGCGGUGCCGAGGAUUCCAAUUUCCAACUUCAUCAUACUAUGAAAUUCAGUUAAAACAAUUUCCCCUUUCUUCGGGUCGCCUUGUUUCUUCUUCCGGAUCGUACAUUCGUACGUUCAUGGGAUCGUUUUUAGCCAAUAUCUCCAAUUCAAUUUCGCCGACUGCUCAAGCUCUCUUCAAUGAAUUGUGGACUGCCUACAUCGCCCCCCUGGAUUUCCAUGACCUCAUCAUUUCCUUCGUAGGUGUAUCAGCGGUCAUCAUCUCCGUUCACCUCUUGCUCGAGAUGGUGCGUGACUUGAAGCAGACGACUAAGCAGAAGAUGAAGAGCAAGUGCCUUGGAGUUCGCCGCGAUUUCUCCACUGAAGUAGAAAAAACCAGGAAGGUUCAUGUUCCGGAUCUAGAUGCUGCACUUGCUGAAGAUCUGCAGUUUGAAGAAACUUUAUUGGCUUCGCUUUUUACUGCUCCAACUAUUAAUGAUGCAUCUUCAUCUGUAUUGGCUUUGCUUUCUACUGCUUCGACUGUUAAUGAUGCAUCUUCAUCUGUAUUGGAUUUGCUUUCUACUGCUCCGACUGUUAAUGAGGCAUCUUCAUCUGUCCAGGGAGGACCCUUUCCUAAAAGCUUCUGCGAGAUUUGUUUAGAGGACAAAGGAAAAUGGCAGAUGAUAGAACAUGACGAAUGUUCUCACUCAUUCUGUUCUGAGUGCAUGAGCAAGCAUAUCAUCGCAAGGGUUGAAGCAAACAUGGUUGAAGUCAUUUGCCCUGGAAUAAACUGCAGAGCUCUGUUAAAUGCCAGUGACUAUCAGCAUUUGGUUCCUAAGGAGACUCUAGUUCGGUGGGAUGAAGCUGUAUGCAAGUCAAUGUACGUCGACUCUCAGAAACUGUACUGCCCUUUCCGGGACUGCUCUUCCAUGUUGGUUAAUGACACCGGGGAGGACAUGGGAAAGUCGACUUGCCCUUUAUGCAAGAGAUCAUUCUGUGCAGCAUGCCAAGUCCCCUGGCAUCCCGAGUUUACCUGCAAGGAAUUCAAGAAGCUGAACACGCAGAAGAAGAAAGAAGAUGCCAUGGUGAUGACUCUUGCAAAGAAGAAACACUGGCAGAAAUGCCCGAAAUGCAAAAUGCUUGUGGAAAAAUCAGAGGGAUGUAUUCACAUGACUUGCAGGUGCAAACACCAGUUCUGCUACAGGUGUGGCGAGAAAUGGUCUUCAACUCAUGGAGCUUGCCAGUUUCAUCCCAUCAGGACUGCCCAGUAGGCAGUGGUGGUUUGUAGAGAAACCAUUUCUCGGUUUUUGCUUCUCGUCCUUGCACAGAGAUCAUGCUAAUCUUAUCGUUAUUGGUCCCGAUCCUUACACAGUGAACAUGCUAAUCCGAUUUCAUACUGCUAAUCAUAUCUUUAUCACUAUGAUAUCUUCUUAUUUUGUAUA